Effrenium voratum is the source of this 1515-nucleotide messenger RNA. The record is from the annotation of a GenBank genome assembly. Lineage: Eukaryota; Dinophyceae; Suessiales; Symbiodiniaceae.
AUGUCCUGCGAUGACAUGGACUGUGACUCGCGGUCCUUGCCUUGCAUCCUGACAUACAACGGUUGCUUGCCGGCCGUGGUCUUGAACUACUCCCUGAUCCUCGUGCAGCUGCCGGCCUACUUGCUCACCAGCCCCAAGCGCCGCGCCAGGGUUCUUUGGGCUCUCGCCUUCUUCUGGGCCUUCCAGGUGCUGCUGUGUUUCGCGGUGACCUGCAGCGGUGUAUCCAUCGUUUGGUGCGCCAUGCUGGGCUACAGCAUUGGCACAACGUGGGUCUUCGGCGAUGUGAGUUCACCCGCGUGCCGGAUUCGCAAGUUUGUGUCCCACAGCUGGCACGCGGCAGUGUGGUUUAAAGUAUUGAGUUUGCUCUUGGUCUACAACUUGAAGGCAGCUGCUGUCGCUGGUCAGACAGCUGCGUGUCUGAUGAUGGUGCUUUUCAGCUUCGGCAAGUUGCCCGGCUUCGCGCAGGCUCCUUGGAGCUUGUUUGCAGGGGUCCUGGUUUUCCUGGCGGUGCUGGCUUUCCGCCGGCCCCAGGAGCCGGUGUUCCUGGAUCGGCUGUGCAUCAAUCAGCUGAGCUCCAAGGCGAAGGGAGAGGGUGUCUUGUGCAUCGGAGGCGUCCUGAAAGCUUCUGAGGAGCUGUUGGUGAUUUGGGACCGCAGCUACUGCGAGAGGCUGUGGUGUAUCUUCGAAUUGGCCGCAUUUCUCAAGGCUCACGCGGAUGAAGCGACAGUAAAGGUGCGGGUCCAGCCCCUGUCGCUCGCAACCUUGUGCAUGGCGUCCUUUGGAUUGAACGUCGCUUUAUGUGUUGGCUCCAUCACUUUUCCAUAUACCAGCUUUCUGGCAUUCGUGAGUGCCAUGUUGGGUGUGUGCAUCUACGGGUGGAUGAGUGGAACGAUGCUGAUGCAUCAUGGCGAAAACGUCGAGACCAUGCACGGCCAGUUGCAGAGUUUCUCUGCUGCGGACAGCAAGUGCUACUGCUGCUCCAAGGGUCACAACGAACUGGAUGGUUCACACAUGCUAUGCGACCGCCAAAUCAUCCUGCACUGCAUCCAAAAUUGGUUUGGCUCCACUGAGGAGUUCGAAAGCUCAGUGAAGCACCACGUGAGAGGUGCGUUGGCGCACCAUUUGGGCGGGAUGUGUUAUCCCUUCGGCUGGUUGAUAGCCGCACAUCUUCCAACCCUUUGGCUCCAAAUGGAUUAUGCCGCUGCUGCGUGGAACAAAGGUGAACUUGUUGGUGGACUCGAGUACUUCCUCACCGGCAUGUUCGGUCUUUUUGUGGUCUCCCCCUUUGGGGUUGCCUCGAUUUAUCUUUGCGUUCGAUGGACGUCCGGCUGUCAUCCGGUGCUGCGAAAGCUGCUCGCAGCGACUUUCGCUGUGGCCGUGGCAGUUGCCACUCAGAUCAGCUUGACCGUUUGCGUGGACAUGUACUCAGAGACUCCGAUCCUGGGAAGGGCUCUUUGGGCCAGCGUUCUUCUUGUGCCCAGCCUGGUGAUUUGGUGGCGUGCUGCUUGCACGUGA